Molecule: messenger RNA, 2209 nt
Organism: Monopterus albus (swamp eel)
Lineage: Eukaryota; Metazoa; Chordata; Actinopteri; Synbranchiformes; Synbranchidae
Gene: utp4
Product: UTP4 small subunit processome component
Biological process (GO): maturation of SSU-rRNA from tricistronic rRNA transcript (SSU-rRNA, 5.8S rRNA, LSU-rRNA)
Cellular component (GO): small-subunit processome; 90S preribosome; t-UTP complex
Molecular function (GO): RNA binding; protein binding
Source: RefSeq, a predicted model, not a curated record
AUGGGCGAAUUUAAGGUGCACCGUGUCCGGUUCUUCGACUACAUGCCAGGUGCGAUCACAGCCAUGGCGUUUAAAUCGGAGCGGCUGGCUCUGGCCCGGGCUGAUGGGGCCGUGGAGAUCUUCAACUUUGCUGAUAGUUACUUUCAAGAAAAGGUGAUGCCAGGACAGGACGGCAGGGCUGCUGAGGCUCUGUGUUGGGUGAGCCAGCGUCUCUUCAGUGCUGGACUGAAUGGACACAUCACAGAGUAUGACCUGGAAAACUUAAGACCCAGACACACUGUGGCAGCCUAUGGAGGACCAAUCUGGAACAUCAGCAGUAACAGCCAAGGAACACUGCUAGCGGUGGGUUGUGAAGAUGGGACAGUGAAAAUGUUUGAAAUACAGCAGGAGAGGAUUCAAUUUCAAAGAAAUCUUGACAGACAGAAAGGUCGUAUUGUCUCUCUGUCCUGGCAUUCCUCAGGCAUGCUGAUUGCUGCUGGCAUGAUGGGCAUGAUCAGAAUUUUUGAUGCUGACACAGGCCAUGCCACACAACGACUGCUGGUGGAAAGAGGUAUUGGAGCAUCCAAGAGCAAAGAGGUGGUGGUUUGGUGUGUUGCAUUCCUCUCUGACCACACUAUCAUCAGUGGUGACUCUGCAGGAAUGGUCCAGAUCUGGGACGGAUUUACAGGAACUCUGGUCAGAACUCACCUGGUUACCAAGUGGGACGUUCUGGCUCUUUCUGUUUCACAGGAUGAGAGCAGUCUGGUAGCAGGUACAUCAGAGGGUACUGUCAUCCAGUUCCAGUUCAUCUCCUCUACUGUGGACCAGCAGAAGAAGGAGUGGGUCAGAACUAGGACCUUUAAAAACCACUCCCAUGAUGUGAGGGCACUUGCCCACACCGAGACUGCUGUAGUAUCUGGAGGUAUGGACACCCAACUGGUAGUGCGACCCCUGCUGGACAAGGUGGAAAAGAACACCCAGGAGUCAGCACUGCGCAAAAUAGCUUUCCCACAUAGAAGCCUCGUUUGUUGUGCAAAGAAAGCAGGGCAGCUGCUUUUCCAGUUCGCUGAACAUUUAGAGCUGUGGAGACUAGGGGAAAGCGAUGGACAUGGAAAGGCUGGUGACCUUCUACCUGUGAAGAGGAAACCAGAAAAACUGCUCCAGCUGAAGAAGAAGGGAGAUAAUGGGGUCUGUGUUGUCUUUCUCAGCUUUGAGCCAGGCUGGCUGGCCUACUCUACUGUCUCCAGUGUCCGUCUCUACAGGUUACAAUACGACAACAACAUCAGCAUCAGCAAGGUGUCCAGGCUACCCAAAGACCUUUCCUCAGCCCACCAGCUCUGCUUCUCCUCUGACUCUUCCAAACUCUUUGCUUCCACCAGUCAUUCUUCAGUUGUUGUUAUCGGCCUCGACCAGCUGGAGUGCAAAUACCUUCAUACCCUCAAACCCAAGUCAGGCUCCAGACAGCCAGUGCACCUGAUGUUUGCAAGUGACGAUGGCAAAUGGCUCGCUACAGCAGCCACAGACUGCAGGGUUCACGUCUACAAUCUUAACAAGCAGAAGCUUCAUUGUACAGUUCCAGUGUAUAGUUCCUGUCCCACUGCUAUAGCAAUCCACCCAAUGACUGGCAACCUCAUCAUGGCACAUGCUGACCAACAGAUCUUUGAGUACUCCCUGCUGCACAAGGAGUACACUGAGUGGAGUCGGAAGCUGCAGAAACGAGGCCUGCACCCCCUGUGGCUGGAGAGGGACACACCCAUCACUCAUAUCACCUUCAAUCCCAGAAACCCAGCUCACAUCAUUGUACACGACAUGUUCAUGUUGUGCAUCAUUGACCAGAGUCUGCCACUCCCUGAUGCAACAACUCGGCUCUACAACCAGAUGACACUGAGGAGUGUUCCUGAGCAGGAGCGGCUCAGACACAGUCACGCCUUCAAGAUCUGCAAGAGUUUUCAGCACCUCAUGUGUGUGAGUUUAUUGGAGGACCAGUCUCUGGUUGUAGUGGAGCGCCCCCUGCUGGACAUCGUUUCUCAGCUGCCUGCACCCGUCAGGAGGAAGACAUUUGCCACAUAAAGGAACUGAGGCAGGUUUUCUUUAGAUUGCUCAGCCUAAAUGUUAGAGCAGAUUGUUUCACUUCAAAUCCCACAUCCAGAAUCAUGUUUGACAAGUGUUAGUGUCACCUCUUUGUAAACAAUGUUUUGAUAAAGUAAUAAAUUGAAUUAUUCACUCUUUC